Molecule: messenger RNA, 1545 nt
Organism: Penicillium brevicompactum
Lineage: Eukaryota; Fungi; Ascomycota; Eurotiomycetes; Eurotiales; Aspergillaceae
Exons: 1
Coding region: 1-1545 (514 amino acids)
Source: RefSeq, a predicted model, not a curated record
AUGAUGGCCCGCGCAGACUCCAAUACCCACAUUCCUCCAGUUGUGAAACAACUCGCUCCUUACGUCAGGUCCCGCCAGGAGGUUCUCCAGAUCCGUCAGGCAUUGACGUCUUAUCUGCGCUCCUUUAUCGUCUUCGACGAGUCAAAUGACAAUCCUCAAUCCCACCUCUCCUUGUGUGCCCCGACCGGUGCCGUCGCGGACGUCAGCCGUAUCCCUCCCGAUCUUCCUGGGCUGCGAAAGGACUACUUGAAGGCGCUGGCGGCCAACGUCACGGCUCGCAAAGAGUUCGCCGCGGCUACGGACAAUGUCGCGUCAUUGAGGCGUCAAAGAACCUCUCCGAACCUCCCCUGCGACGAUGAUCUUCAAGAACCCGGCGCCGACCUCCGUGAUUACCUUGCCCUCCUGCGUGAUCGACGCCGCCACAAUAAGCUCCAGGUGUUUCAGCAAUAUCUGGGGGAAACCAGAGCGCGGGAUACAAGUAUACUGGGGGAGAAUGGUCAUGAAGGAGAGCAAAUCUCGUUGCCGGAGGUAGAGGUGGGGCAGGAUGGGAAUGGUACAAGCUUGGAUGAGCUGGUGCAUAGCCUUGAGAGGGCAGUUGUCCGUGCCAAAAGCCAAUUGGAUCGCCAGAAGCAAUUGUUUGAAAAGGCAAAAGCCCAGCAUGACUCUCGUUCGGAGACCUCCCCGGUUCAGGCCUCUCCAGAAGCCAAAGCUCAAGCGCUACACAAGACUCGGGACGAGUUGGUUCAAUGGGUGGAAGAACGGCUGGUUGGCCAAGGAGAUCCAGACGAGAGCCUGCUUCAAGAGCUUCCCCCGGAGGAGAUUGAAGCAGCUCAACAAGAGCUAGCGGAUUGCAAGGCACAAAUUGCAGAACAGUACGCUGCGUAUAUCCAAGCCCGGCGUGAGCUCCUGGAGGCUGCCUCUAGAGCUUGCCAGCCAGUCAACGUGGCACCGAAGCCAUCAACACGACCCAACAAAGCUGAACUUGUUCCUGUGCAGGUACCGCCGCCGAAUGCAAUGGAUGUUCUGUCAUACGCAACCGAGAACCUGGUACCGCUUUCCAAGGGCCAGAAAUCGCUAUCCCUCCAACGAUCCUAUCUAUCCGGGCUGCUCUCGAAAGAAAAGUCGACCACCCUCCGCGCACUCAAUCGCCUCAGCGAUGAAUCCCACCUCCUCCCCGAAUACCCCAUUUCAUCUCAACAAACGCGUCUCAAACAUAAUAACAAUUUCCGAUCCCAGGUCCAACCCGAGCAGAGCGCGGAUGAAGUUGUCAACCUUGCCGAAGCAUGGGCCUUUGCUGCUGACGCUGCUGGUGCCAAUGGACGUGAGUAUGUACAGCAAAAACUGGCGCUAGGCACCGAAGUUGCGCAGGACGCUCGACAGACGCUGAUUGAUGUUUACGGGACUCUCAAUCAGGACCUCGAUGAGGUCAUGGACGGCCAGAAGCGGGAUGUGUCAAUCUCCACUCGGUUAAGAGGUGGGUCCCGGGUUGAGAAGCGACCGAAUGGUCCCUGGUCCAGAUUAAAUGGGAAGGUGGGAGUUGAGUAG